Messenger RNA from Fusarium venenatum, 1530 nucleotides. RefSeq lists its product as uncharacterized. The record is from RefSeq and is a predicted model, not a curated record. NCBI's taxonomy places the organism in Eukaryota, Fungi, Ascomycota, Sordariomycetes, Hypocreales, Nectriaceae.
AUGUCAUCAACCACUAACAUCAACACUAUACCCGCUGAGCUUUUGAGUAAGAUCUUCUCUCAUGUCCGCGAUGACUCCAAAAUUGGACAAGAGUCAAUUGCACAAAGUCGCUUGGUAUCACGAAGAUUCAGAGAUGCGUCCUCGGUUUUCCUCGUCACCGAGGUCUCAGUCUGUCUCAACACAGAGUCCUUCGCACGUUUCGAAACUAUCUGUGCCCAUCCCAUAUUCAGUAAAGGCGUGCAGAAAGUCCACAUCUUGUUAUCAUACUACGAAGUCGAACUGGCCAACGACAAACAGCUGUACAUGAAGGAAGCCAAUUCAAGGCUUUUGCGACACUGGGAAACCAUGGAACGAAUGAGAGGGUACAGAAAACGGUACGACAUUUCAGACGAGUUGUUUCGAUGGUUAGGAAAUAUUGCUUGGAGCAGUAGCUCUGACGUCCAGCAACUGAUCAGAGGAGAAGACCUCCAGGCGCCUCCCACACCAAUCCAAAAAUUGUACCUCAAGGCAUACGACAUGUACAAGACGAGAUUCGACGACCAAGAGAGCCUGCGAAAGGAUAAUGCACAUAUCGAUCGCCUAGUACAUGCUUUGUGUUCUCUCCCAGGCCUCCAAUCACUAAAUAUGGAUGACACUCAUGGGAAAAAGAUGAUCAUGAGAGAAACAACACAAACCAAGCUCGGUGCCAAUCAUCUAGCACCUGAAGACUUUACCGACACUGGGUAUAAUCGAAACAUCUUGCAACAUUUUGACACUUUCAUCCGUCAAUCUGGCUGGUGCGGCUCUUUCAAAACAGAUGGCUCACGCCAACACAAUGGAGAGCUUGACAUUUCGACAAUUCCUCCUUUGGAGAUGCUGGGGGAGUUGUGCUCCCAGCUUGGUGAGAAUGGAGUUAGGCCCAAGCAAAUUAGAAUCGCCUUGAAGCCACCGCCCGACAUGCGACUGUUGACAAUGUCUCCCGCACAGCAAGAAAACGUGAAGCGGUUGGUUUCACAAGCUUCAGGCUUGACAUUCCGUUUCGACUUUUUCUCUCGUCCUCAUAAUCUUAACGAGAAUCCCAGAGAUGAGAUGAUGGCACUGGGCUCUAUCACGAAGCCAUUCUUUAGCGCGCCGAAUCUCGAGUUUCUAGAUAUCUACUUUGUAGAAUACCCUCGGUACUCAACGCCAACCGUCUCUUUGGGUGAGAUACUGCCUUUGGAUAUGUCCUGGCCGCGACUGGAGACUCUUCGGCUACAGUACCAACCCAUGACUAUCGAUGAGUUGAGAGGAUUGGUCAGUAAGCAUCGUUCAACCGUUCGCGAGUUCAAAUUACCAUCUCCAUGGUUUCUUCAAGGUAGCGUACACGAUGCUUUGAAGACUAUACGUGAUUUCGAGAAUCUGGAAAGCGUUUCCAUGACGUUUCCCAAAGGGUCUGACUUUCGGGGUACUGGUACAUUGGACUUUAAAUGGCCCCAGGACGAGAUCAAGAGUUAUCUGCUCAAAGAGACUGAUGUCUUCCCACUUCAGGACAAACUGGAUUACACUAGAUAG